This is a messenger RNA of Vicia villosa (hairy vetch), 732 nucleotides long. RefSeq lists its product as uncharacterized. The record is from RefSeq and is a predicted model, not a curated record. Bases 1 to 732 code for a protein of 243 amino acids. The transcript has 4 exons. Lineage: Eukaryota; Viridiplantae; Streptophyta; Magnoliopsida; Fabales; Fabaceae.
AUGUGUGCUCCAGCUGCCAAUCAGAGGGAGGCUGCUCGACAUUCCCGGAUACUAAGGGUUGAGGCCAUUGAGUGGAUGGUGGACUAUCUGGGCAUGGACCCAAACAUGGCGGAUUACGAGUGCAGGGCAACGAAUGGGGCCCAUAUCAGGCACUGCACUCUUUAUGGACAAAAGUGCAACUUACAUCGACAUGACGUAUCUCUGGUACUUUAUCAAUCUGACUAUAGUGGACCAGUGGAACUGGGGGCAGCUAUUAUGGGCUGGAUCAUCUCAUACUUUCGCGGCAUCCACGACUUCGCCAUUGAUCCUGCGUACGAUGAGGGCAUGCCUAGGACCGCACGAUACGUCCUCCAGAGGGGGAAAAACGCAGUGGGUCCAUAUCGUGUGUACCAAGACCGCACUGUGCACGAUGACAUCCGUUGGACGCCCUUCACUGAUUACCGUCAUGUUGUCCCAUUCGACCGCAUCGCAUUAUACUUUGGAUGGUUGGCGUGUGGGACUAACACCAUGGUCAGGUACAUGCCGAAGCGGUGCAUGAGGCAGUUUGCACGUGUGCAUAUGAUAUCGAGGUCUCCGUUUGAGGCUGCUCCCGACACCGUUACCCAAGUGGGCCUCACUGCUAUAUUUGAGGAUUGGGCGCAUCAUUUGGUGCCUGAGGAGUAUCGGCGUAUGGUGGCCUCCCAGGAGUGGCACUGUGUGGAGGGGAAACGACGUGGAAUUUCUCUCUGUUAG